Haemonchus placei is the source of this 655-nucleotide messenger RNA. NCBI's taxonomy places the organism in Eukaryota, Metazoa, Nematoda, Chromadorea, Rhabditida, Trichostrongylidae. The record is from the annotation of a GenBank genome assembly.
CCCGCCAAUCCACGGCUCACUCGACGCCAUGGACGAGCCAGCGUGCAAGAAGCUAAAAGUCGAUUCUGUGCCUUGCUCAGAUUUUGAAUCUGGGGAUGGAUUGGAUGGACUGAGUGAACUUGAAAAGCUAGAGCCAUUACCACAGUCGGCACACAUUGGUGGUGACAUACCAACCACUUCGCAGUCCUCCAUGACCGCUCCCAUGGCACCGGCCGGGUAUGGUCAGGCCGGUGGGGGACAAACAGGCGGGCAACCAUCACAAGGUGGCGGUCAACAACAGUCUGUCUUACAGGAACUACUAAUGACCCAAACACAAGGUCCUGCAGCAAACAAUUCACCACGGCCUGCGUUUUCUGGAGCACCCACGGCGAACAAUUUCAAUACUAGGAGUCCAAUGACUGGUGCUACGAUGAUGUCUCCUCCAAAUGCAAACAUGGCAGGGGCAGGGCGAGGGGCGGGCGGCCCUGGACCCUCUCCUGGAGGACCUCCUGGAGGGCCUCCUGGGGGACCUAUGAGAGCACCAGGUCAGGGACCUCCGGUGAUGUACGACGGCAUGCAAUUGCCUCAGCAAGCGCAAUACGGUCAGCCCAUGAUGACUGGUGGACCUCAAGGCCAAAUGCGUGGUUACCCUGGCCAGUAUGCGCCGCAGGGUGCU